UCGAGAAGCUGCCGCAGACUCCCAUGAACAGCGAGCGUCUACACAGCUCCGGAAAGAAUUGAGACAAAACACAAGAAAAGACUUUGCCGAAGCUGUCUGGGGCUCCAGAUAAUGUGAUUGAUGCCGUCAGUCACACAGACCUGACCCGUCUGUCGCUCUCCUCCUGCACUAAAGCAACAAGCUCAACCUUUUAGCAUUUGCAAUCAUGUGCUAAGUGAAUCUGUUUCCAAGGCAACCUGGGCUCCCGAUAAAUUCCCUGGAGGUGUGAGCUGGUGAGCCUAUUGUUUAUUUCCUUUUCAAUUUGAUAGAUAUUUCAGAAAAGAGAAAACAAUUAACAGCCGAGGUUGUCCGGAAUAUUUAAACAACGGCUAAUGACUUUAACCCGAAAAAGACAAACCGACAGGAAAGAUAGAAUUCAUCUAAGGGCUUAUCCUUUGUAUAGGAUGGAAGAAUAAAAUAGAAUACAUUCAUAACAAUUAUGGCUAGAUAUAAAAAAAAACUAUAAAAAAGAAUGAAAAUGACAAAAACACAAAAGAAAUAUAUUUAAAUAAAAUUUAAAAUGUUAAAACUAACUACUAGCCCUAAUAUUUUGUAUUUGAAAUGUGGAAUUGAGGAUAAUUUUGUGAUUCCAAUUACUGUGCAAAGCAUUAAAUAAUGUUUAGACAUACACCGUUUAUUUGGACGUCUUCUGGCCGCUCAAAAUGUCAACCAAGACAUUUUAUGCAAAGUAAUAUUGUUUUUUUGUGAUCCAUGCAUAACGUUUAAAUAAUUAAAAAGUUACAUAUAAAAUAUAAAAAUGAUGAUACUUAGAUUUUAAUCAAAGACUACAGAACACUCGAGACGUGUCACUCGUAUAGUUUUGAAUUUGGGGAAAAUGCAGAGAGUAAAAUGGCCGAUCAAACAUGAGAAGCCCCGCCUUCUAAAUAAAUUAGCCAAUCGCUGAUCUUUGAAGUCAGCGCAUCACCGCAUCUGCCCUUAGAAGUUCCGGUUGCUAUAGAAACAAGCUUCUAGAACUCAUGCCUAAGGAGUGUUUUAUAACGUUAUUUCAGCAAAAAAAAUAAAAAUAUUGCACAGUUGUCGAAUUUCAUUAAUUUCAAAUAGGAAAUUUAAUUGUAAUCUUUGCGCACAGUUUGGGAGAAUUUGACGUUUUCCGUACAAAGAGAUAGGAGCUGCGCUUGGAUGACCGAAGAUUUACAAAAAUGGCCGCCAAGUGGAUUUUAUGCCUGAUCCAGAACAGAAAUCGCAUGGUUGCUAUGGUUACCACAAUGCAAAACGUAUUUGCAAACGUCCAUUUUGAUGCAAUGUAAAAUUUAUAGUUAUGUCGAAACAUUAUUUAGAUCUAUUUAUGAGGUUAAAUAAUAUAAACAAUUAAAUAAAAUAUGCGUUUUAUAAAAAAUAAAAUAAAAUUACAGUAAUUUGCGCCCGAUCUAAAACAGAAAUCGUUCGGUUGCUAUGGUUACCACAUUUAGCAAAAACGAGUUCUUCUCACAUUAUUUUGAUGUGAUGCAACAUGUUUUGUUAUAUCUACAUUUUACUGUGAUCUAUUUGUAAUGUUUACAACUUAAAUCAAAUGCGUAUAAUAAUAGGUUAAUAAAAACAUAAUAUUCUAGGCUUAGCUCCGAUCUAAAACAGAAAUCCCUAAGUAAAGGCUAACUCUGUUUUGCGCACAUUUUCAUGUAAUGCAACAGCUUUCUUAUGUCGAAACGUUUAGACUGUUUCAAAAGCGCUGCCAGAAUUCAUGAAGGAAUAUCCCUAAAUACUUUCACAACAAACAUAAGUUACUUCAGGGGAGGAUGGCACGAGCCUGAGCUCAACCGAGACCGUGGUCAAAGCGUAAAAACUAUCCGGACAACAUUUUCAAAUUGAGAAUCCGCUCACGACCAGCCACUUCGGGUUUGUUGCGCAUGCGCACAGAGAGGCGCGGAGCUGCCCAAGCGCUGAACCCGGCGCGCGUCUGUCAUCACAAGAGCUUCUCCGGCGCCGACGGACGCGUCUCCCUCCGAAACACGGCAGUUCACGAGCGGCGGGACUGCGCCCGUCAUCUCCGAUCGCGCGCGCGAUGAUUUCGGCCGCUCCGGGGGCGCGCGACAGCGGACCCGCGGCGCGUCGGUGUCGUUUCCUUCCCACAGACGAACCAUGAGAUUCUGGGCCGAGGUGGCUCUCUACCUGCGCAAUCCUCCGGCUGCUUUCUGGCUCGGAAGAAGACGCGAGCGGAGCUCGUUCGGGGCGCGUUCGGGAGCCCGUGAGCCAGAGGAAUGACUCGCCCUUCCGUGAAACUCCUCACAACUUUACUCGCGUGCUUGAUGGAGACGCUCAACUUCAGGAUAACGGCAGGAAAAGAGUACGAGAGGAUAUCUGGACGUGAAUCUUCAUCAGCGAUGUCUCCUUCUGAUUUUCUGGACAAACUGAUGGGCAGGACGUCAGGAUACGACGCGCGGAUAAGACCCAACUUUAAAGGUCCUCCGGUGAACGUCACGUGUAACAUAUUCAUCAACAGCUUCGGCUCGGUCACAGAAACCACGAUGGACUACAGGGUGAACAUCUUCCUCCGGCAGAAGUGGAACGACCCGCGGCUGGCCUACAGCGAGUACCCCGACUCGUCUCUGGACCUGGACCCGUCCAUGCUGGACUCCAUCUGGAAACCAGACCUGUUCUUCGCCAACGAGAAGGGAGCCAACUUCCACGACGUCACCACGGACAACAAGCUCCUGAGGAUCUUCAAGGACGGAACCGUUCUGUACAGCAUCAGGCUGACGUUAAUCCUCUCGUGUCCGAUGGAUCUGAAGAACUUCCCGAUGGAUGUUCAGACCUGUAGCAUGCAGCUGGAGAGUUUCGGCUACACCAUGAACGACCUGAUCUUCGAGUGGCUUGAUAAAGGACCGGUGCAGGUCUCUGAGGGGCUGACCUUACCUCAGUUCAUCAUCAGAGACGAGAAGGAGCUGGGCUACUGCACCAAACACUACAACACAGGGAAGUUCACGUGCAUCGAGGUCAGGUUUCUUCUGGAGCGUCAGAUGGGUUAUUACCUGAUUCAGAUGUACAUCCCGAGUCUGCUCAUCGUGAUCCUCUCCUGGGUGUCGUUCUGGAUCCACAUGGAUGCGGCUCCGGCUCGAGUGGCUCUGGGCAUCACCACCGUCCUCACCAUGACGACACAGAGCUCCGGCUCACGGGCCUCGCUGCCCAAGGUGUCGUAUGUGAAGGCCAUAGACGUCUGGAUGGCGGUGUGCUUGCUCUUCGUCUUCGCUGCUCUUCUGGAAUACGCCGGAGUUAACUUUGUCUCCAGACAGCAGAAGGAGUUCCUGCGGCUCAAACGAAGACAGAGACGAAAUCAAAAGGAGGAGGACUUACAGGAUGGCCGUCUUCAGUUCUCUGGCUGUAACACCUCGUCGUGUCUGAAGGACGGGACGGUGGUCAAGACCCCUCCGGUCAGUCCGCCGCCGGCCGCAGCGAAGGACUCCGACGUGAACCGGAAGAAGUUCGUGGACCGAGCGAAGAGGAUCGACACCAUCUCCCGCGCCGCCUUCCCCCUCGCCUUCCUCAUCUUCAACGUCUUCUACUGGAUCACCUACAAGAUCAUCCGGCACGAGAGCCCCUGACCGCCGGCUCCACGGACGCUGUUUUAUACCGACGUUUUUCCGAGCGAGUCGUCCUCUUCUCCCGUUUCUGAUCACUGCAGCUCGGGUUCUCUGCACAAACACAAUGUUGAGGAUUCAGGACGCGGCCGGGUUAUAUCUCACACACAGGUCCAGGGAAAUAUUACAUAGCGUCAAAAUGCGGUAAAUAUAAUGGAAUAAAAUGUUCUGUCAAAUUUUUUAUCAUUUCAAUAGUUUUUAACAAUACUUUGAAAAUAUUACUAAUAUUUUUGGAAAAUAUUAAACACAAACAAUAUAUAUACAGUGCAUAAAGAAUUUGUAAAACAUU
This is a messenger RNA of Puntigrus tetrazona (Sumatra barb), 3921 nucleotides long. It is a transcript of the gene glra2, whose product is annotated as glycine receptor, alpha 2. Bases 2256 to 3596 code for a protein of 446 amino acids. Gene Ontology annotation, biological process: regulation of membrane potential; chemical synaptic transmission; chloride transmembrane transport. The record is from RefSeq and is a predicted model, not a curated record. The transcript is spliced from 9 exons. Lineage: Eukaryota; Metazoa; Chordata; Actinopteri; Cypriniformes; Cyprinidae. Gene Ontology annotation, cellular component: neuron projection; plasma membrane; synapse. Gene Ontology annotation, molecular function: glycine binding; transmitter-gated monoatomic ion channel activity; transmembrane signaling receptor activity.